UUACUGCCCUGCCGCCGACUAAGUUGCAUUCCUUGAAUCUUCGCAGGAAAGACAAUUCUUUAAUCAGAGUUAGUAAUGUGGACAGUACAAAAUCGAGAGAGUUUGGGGCUUCUCUCUUUCCCUGUGAUGAUUGCCAUGGUCUGUUGUGCACACAGCGCCAAUGAGCCCAGCAACAUGUCAUACGUGAAAGAGACAGUGGACAGAUUGCUCAAAGGAUAUGACAUUCGCUUGCGGCCGGACUUUGGAGGGCCCCCUGUGGACGUAGGGAUGCGGAUCGAUGUCGCCAGCAUAGACAUGGUCUCCGAAGUGAACAUGGAUUAUACACUCACCAUGUAUUUCCAGCAGUCUUGGAAAGACAAAAGACUUUCUUAUUCUGGAAUCCCACUAAACCUCACAUUAGACAACAGGGUAGCUGACCAACUCUGGGUGCCAGACACCUAUUUUCUGAAUGACAAGAAAUCAUUUGUGCAUGGGGUUACCGUGAAAAAUCGAAUGAUCCGACUGCAUCCUGAUGGAACAGUUCUCUACGGACUCCGGAUCACAACCACAGCUGCAUGUAUGAUGGACCUACGAAGAUAUCCUCUGGAUGAACAGAACUGCACUCUGGAGAUUGAAAGUUAUGGCUAUACCACUGAUGACAUUGAGUUUUACUGGAAUGGAGGAGAGGGAGCAGUAACAGGAGUUAAUAAAAUUGAGCUUCCUCAGUUUUCAAUUGUCGACUACAAGAUGGUAUCCAAGAAAGUGGAGUUCACAACUGGGGCAUAUCCACGACUGUCACUAAGUUUUCGUCUCAAGAGAAACAUUGGUUACUUCAUUUUGCAAACCUACAUGCCUUCCACACUGAUUACAAUUCUGUCCUGGGUGUCCUUUUGGAUCAACUACGAUGCAUCUGCAGCCAGAGUUGCACUAGGAAUCACCACUGUGCUGACAAUGACAACCAUCAGCACCCACCUCAGGGAGACCUUGCCAAAGAUCCCUUAUGUCAAAGCGAUUGAUAUUUACCUGAUGGGUUGCUUCGUGUUUGUGUUCCUGGCUCUGCUGGAAUAUGCCUUUGUAAAUUACAUCUUCUUUGGAAAAGGCCCUCAGAAAAAGGGAGCCAGCAAACAAGACCAGAGCGCCAAUGAGAAGAACAAACUGGAGAUGAAUAAAGUUCAGGUCGACGCGCACGGCAACAUUCUGCUCAGCACCCUGGAAAUCCGGAACGAGACGAGCGGCUCGGAGGUGCUGACGGGCGUGAGCGAGCCCAAGGCCACCAGCAUGUACUCGUACGACAGCGCCAGCAUCCAGUACCGCAAGCCGCUGAGCAGCCGCGAGGGCUACGGGCGCGCGCUGGACCGGCACGGCGCGCACAGCAAGGGGCGCAUCCGCCGGCGCGCCUCGCAGCUCAAAGUCAAAAUCCCCGACUUGACUGAUGUGAAUUCCAUAGACAAGUGGUCCCGAAUGUUCUUCCCCAUCACCUUUUCUCUUUUUAACGUCGUUUAUUGGCUUUACUACGUACACUAAGGUCUGUCCUCACGGUUCGUAAACGACUACUCUCCUCUUGAUUCUUAACCCCACAGGCGCCCCCACCUCCGCCCCC
Messenger RNA from Lutra lutra (Eurasian river otter), 1579 nucleotides. RefSeq names its product gamma-aminobutyric acid type A receptor subunit beta1 (gene GABRB1). The coding region runs from base 76 to 1503 and encodes 475 amino acids. Gene Ontology annotation, cellular component: synapse; GABA-A receptor complex; membrane. The record is from RefSeq and is a predicted model, not a curated record. The transcript is spliced from 9 exons. NCBI's taxonomy places the organism in Eukaryota, Metazoa, Chordata, Mammalia, Carnivora, Mustelidae. Gene Ontology annotation, biological process: chemical synaptic transmission; signal transduction; nervous system process. Gene Ontology annotation, molecular function: extracellular ligand-gated monoatomic ion channel activity; GABA-A receptor activity; neurotransmitter receptor activity.